Molecule: messenger RNA, 585 nt
Organism: Pelobates fuscus (common spadefoot toad)
Lineage: Eukaryota; Metazoa; Chordata; Amphibia; Anura; Pelobatidae
Product: olfactory receptor 1-like
Exons: 1
Coding region: 1-585 (194 amino acids)
Biological process (GO): G protein-coupled receptor signaling pathway
Cellular component (GO): membrane
Molecular function (GO): olfactory receptor activity
Source: RefSeq, a predicted model, not a curated record
AUGUCCUAUGAUCGAUACUUGGCCAUAUGUAAGCCCUUACACUAUAUAUCAAUUAUGAAUCUUAGACUUACAAAUUACCUGGUAUUAUUAUCUUGGAUAGUGGCUUUUCUGCAGUCAGCAGUUACGUACAUGUAUAUCAUUCAACUGAAGUUUUGUGGUCCUAACAUUAUUAAUCAUUUUUUCUGUGAUCUUGCUCCAGUUCUUGAACUGUCCUGCUCUGAUACAUCAGUUGCGCAAAUUGAAAUUUCUAUAUUUGUCAUUAUUGGAGGUCUCUCUCAAAUUUCCUUCAUCAUUUUUACCUAUGUCUCUAUUUUAAUUUCCAUUCUCGGGAUCUCCUCCAGCACUGGGAGACAGAAAGCCUUUUCUACUUGCAGUUCCCAUCUUGCUGUUGUAUGUACAUAUUAUGGGACAAUGAUUACUCUGUACGCAGCUCCAUCUAGAGGAUACUCAUCUAAUUUGAACAAGAUCUUGUCUUUACUAAACACAAUGAUAACUCCUUUAUUCAAUCCAAUGAUAUACAGUCUGAAGAACAAUGAGAUCAAUACAUUAGUUAUCACUGUUUUCCUUAGGAAAAGGGCAUGCUAG